Messenger RNA from Oldenlandia corymbosa var. corymbosa, 552 nucleotides. The record is from the annotation of a GenBank genome assembly. Lineage: Eukaryota; Viridiplantae; Streptophyta; Magnoliopsida; Gentianales; Rubiaceae.
AUGGGACAGAUCCAAUACUCCGAGAAGUACUUCGAUGAUACUUUCGAGUACAGGCAUGUAGUUCUUCCUCCCGAAGUGGCAAAGUUGCUUCCAAAAAAUCGGCUACUCUCCGAAAAUGAAUGGAGAGCAAUUGGGGUUCAGCAGAGUCGUGGUUGGGUACACUAUGCAAUCCACCGACCAGAGCCACACAUCAUGCUUUUCAGGAGGCCACUUAACUAUCAGCAGCAGCAGGAGAGCCAGGCUCAGCAGAUUGCGAUUGCUAAUCGCCGGCAAAUCAAAAUCGACCGCACCAAACUCGUAUCCGAUCAUAAAUCAUUCUGUACUUCAGUCUUGAUGUCCCGGAAACGAAAUGCUAUUGUUGCUUCAGGACUAUUGAUCUUUGCUGGUGCUGGAUUAGCAUUUCCAUUUUACAUGGCAUCUAGGUCGUCGAAGACAAAACCUGUUAUUGAUUCUUCAAAGGCUUUACCACCUCAGGCAACAUUUCGGGGACCUUAUAUCAAUACAGGCUCGCGAGAUAUUGGACCAGAUGAUAGAACUUACCCAAAGAAAUGA